Uranotaenia lowii is the source of this 3927-nucleotide messenger RNA. RefSeq names its product bis(5'-adenosyl)-triphosphatase ENPP4-like. The coding region runs from base 351 to 2024 and encodes 557 amino acids. NCBI's taxonomy places the organism in Eukaryota, Metazoa, Arthropoda, Insecta, Diptera, Culicidae. The transcript is spliced from 4 exons. The record is from RefSeq and is a predicted model, not a curated record.
AAAUCCUCCUGAUUGGUUUCCAAUAGGAAAAACUUGAAGCAAAACACAUUCAACAAAGGGGCUGCGCUACUUGUUCCAGGGAUAAAAAACACCAAAAUAUUGGUCAUCACCUGCGGGGAAAGGAAAAUAAAAGUUGUUUUCGGGGUCCCCACUCGGAACGGAAACAGUGAGUUUACAACAAGCAAUGGUCCAAGUGUUUUAGGAAGCCAAUUCUAGCAGCAAAAAUCAAAAGUCAAUAUUUUUCCAUGGUGCCCAAGGGGCGACGAACGACGUCAAUUUUGUAGCGCUAGUUCUGCAGUUUCGAGAAAAAUAGUCAUUUCUGUUCAAUUGCCCGAAGCAGGAAACCAGAAAUGAUUACACGAUCGACUAGUCGGAGAAGUGAACUUAUCGGUAUCCGGAUACUCUGGAUCCUGGCACAUCUGCUAGCAAAUGUAUCGAUAUCGCUGGCCUCGGAAGCACCAGUUUUGAUAGUGGUAUCGUACGAUGCCUUCAGAACGGAAUACCUGAGGCGCAAUAGCACCGGAUUCAUGAACGAGCUACGUCGAAACGGGACGACGACCGAGUUCCUGCGAAAUGUUUUCCCCACCAAGACGUUCCCCAAUCAUCACAGCAUUGCGACCGGGGUUUAUCCGAACGAGCACGGAGUGAUGGCCAAUGGGUUGUACGAUCAUGGCCAAGGCCAGCUGGAGUAUUCCUACGAGCUGUUCCAUUUCAACAAUGACCUCGUCCCGAUCUGGAUACUCAAUCAACAGGCUGGUGCUCACUCCGGUUGCAUGAUGUGGCCAGGUUCGGAAUUCCCCUACACCAAGGCCAACAUCACUUGUAGCCACGUGCAGCCCUACAAUCUAACGAUGCCGUGGAACGAUCGUAUCGAUACCGUCAUUCGGUGGAUUCGAGACCCCCAGAAACCCGCCAGUCUGGUGAUGCUGUACAUCGAAGAACCAGACUACUACGGGCACAUCUACAGCCCCGAUUCGGAUCGUGUAGCCCAGCUCAUAGUGAAGCUGAAUGAUCUGACGCGAUACCUGAACGAUCGAAUCCGCCAGUUUGGGUUGGAGAAUAGAGUCAACGUCAUCCACAUCAGCGAUCACGGCAUGGACUCGUUGAUGCCGAAGAAUUUCAUCAACCUCACCAAUUACGUCCCGACCGACAUGAAGUACGACACCUACGGAUCGACACCGGUUCUGCAGAUUGUACCAAAGGUGAAACAACAAACAGCGGAUCUGUUUCGAGCGCUGAAAAACGGAUCGGAACAAAGCGGAAAGUUUGAUGUGUACACAUUCGAGAAUUUGCCCCCAAGAUGGCACUUCAACAAUGCUGCGAGGACCGGUCCCAUCACAGCGGUGGCAAAACUUGGCUACGGUUUCGAUGAUAUGUGGAAAACCGUAGAGUACUACCGGAAGACCUUCAACGUGACAAUAACUCCCGAAACGAAGUAUGGCGUACAUGGGUACGACAACAACGAACCGAUCAUGCAUCCCAUCUUCUUUGGUUAUGGGCCGCGCAUUAGGGAACGCACCGUUGUGGAGCCAUUCGAUACGGUCGAUUUGUAUUAUCUAUUUUGUGAAAUCUUGCAUCUGGAGACGCCACGUUUCCUGGUUGGAAAACGGGAGCACAUCGUGGACGUUUUGAGGAACGAUUCACGCGACGACGAUGACGAUGGUGGAGCUCAACCGCUUCCGGAAACUUUGGCAAUAAUCUUCGCCGGAAGUUUGCUAGCAUCGUUUGUGCUCGUCAGUUUGCUGGCAACCCUGAUCAUUUGGCAGCGUCGCCGUCGGGAGAGCAUGGUUCCGCACUAUCUGUACGAUGAAACGGAAUCGUUCCUGGAUGAGGGCAACAAGUUGUUACCUCAACAGCAGCAGUCGCAGCACCACAACGCGUCCAUCCAACGCGUCUAUCACUACAAUCAUCAUCCGCACAAUCACUAUCACCACUACCAUCACCAUGCUAGCAGUGGUGGUCACGGAUCAUCGACCGGGACCAACGGGUCAAUUAACGGGGACGUAGUUUCGAUUGACGUUUGAAGCUGCUAAUAUUUGAACCGGUGUCAAUUCGCUGUAAAUAAUCGUUGUUCAUUCCUAUUGUUCGGUGUUUCCUUCCACAAAACGCCUUCACCCGAAUGAUUGAGUAUUGAUUUUUAAUAGUUUUUAGCCCGUAGCUCAUAAUACAUGAUCAAUUUUCACAGAAAAAAAUGAUUACAGAUUGCCAUACCUACUCCAGAGUUUCAAAACCCACACAUAGAAGCUACAAAACACAUACAACCGAAAUGAACACACAAACUUACACUAAUACAUAUCAUCAAAAGGUAGUUCCGAUUUUAUCCUUAUGCGCACGUAACACGUUACCAUGGAUACGAAACCCCAACAACAAAUACGAAACAUGAAAUUAAUGGUUUUAACAAUAGAAAAUUAGCGACAAGUAACUUAUUCCCCCCAGACAAUAUGGCCGCGAAACUGUCCAAAAGUGACGUCCUCGCCGGUCCAACCCAAACAGUAGUAGAUCGAGAACGUUUUAUACUUUAAUGGCACCCCUUCGGAGCUGAUGUUAGUUCCCGCUCGAGGGGCAGUUCAAUUAGCAUAAUCCAAUUUUAGCUGAACCAUGCUUCCAAAAACAAAGAAACGAAACGAAAUCUACAAAAACGAAAAACACAUUAUUGGAACAAUUUUAAGAAAACAAAUAACAUAAAAAACAUCGAAAUUAUCCUUCCCUGUUCCCGAAAACUACUUGAAACAUUUGAUUACCGGAGACUGUGAGCUAGAGACGACUAAAAUAAUCGGAGUGAGCAGAUUAAGUCAAAAUCAUCGGUGUAGGUGUAUUGAAAAACCGAUCUAAGCCAUAAUAGUAACAGUAAUUAUACAAUUCAAAGCAGUAAUUUAUUAAAAUAAAGGAAUAUUUUAACAUACAUGCAUAAUACGAUAAUCAACUCUUGUAAAUAAUCAAGUAAGACAAUUACUGAAACGAAAAAACAAACAAAACAUUAUAUAAAUUAUAUCUCGCACCUAUCAUAACUGCUAAUAUGAGACAAAGAACUAUUGGAAACACUUUCGCAACAAAAUGAAGAGUUAAAAAAAAAGAAAACAUUACUAAAAAUGCGAUGUGGAAACGAAAAAAAAUGAAAUGUGAAACUUCUUGUGAUAUUUUUUAUACAUUCACUGCAAACUUCUAUACAUUAGAGAGAGAGAAAUCAAUAAAACAGACACUCAAGAAAAAAAACACACACACACUGACUCACUCGAAACACAUACAACUAGACUACUUUCUAUUGUGCUGUUGUUCGGGUAAAUGUGCGCCCGUCAAGCCGUACUCUGUCAAACGGAACUUAGAAUACAUACAAGUAUGGGACUGUGUUUGUGUGUGAUAGUUGGGUGAAACGAAUUCGGAUGAACGUGUGUUUGUGUGCCUGUACGAAGUGCGCUAAACAGCUAUUCAAACAAAAAACUACGUGAGUCUGUUUUUAGUUUCUUUUUUUUUUAUAAGUGCUAAGCAAAUCAUUGUAACAAAUAGGAAAAAAAUAAGUAGAGCUAAACCUUGGAAAAAGAUACCGUUAAAAAUAUGGAGGAAAACCCCGAGAUGUGCUCUGCUCCCAUAUACAUAUACCUAUUGUACCUUUCCCUUGUCUUAGAUUUUGGGCAUCAUCAUAUGGCGAAGCAAACUUUGACAUUACAAAUCCCUCUGUAAUGUGGUGGAAACACCCAACUGAAAGAUGUCGUCAUCGUCGCAAUUCGCUAGUAAAAAAAUUACCCAAAUGUUGAAGCGAAAAUAAAAAUAUCUACCAAAAAACCCCUAGAGAUGAAUUUCAUAUACCCUCCAGCCUGACGGACUAUCUCCCUCUCAAGUGAUUCUAAUCCUAACUGGAAAAAAAAUUAAGACAAAAUAAAUAAUAAAGGAUCCCGAGAAAAGGUUAAUGGAAAUAAGUUUGCUGCUUUC